AUGCGAGUUAAUGCAUUAUUAAUUCCAACAUUUGGAAUUGCAGCAGUGUAUGCAGACUGUAGUGUUGACGCUACGAGCUGUAACACUGCCUGUACGAACGCUAAUACUGUAAUUAGCAGCUACUAUUCCGAGGAUGACUAUACUUGCAAGUUAGAAGAUAAAGUUCUUUUAAGUGGCAGUUAUGUAGACAUGGAUGGAACACUUCUUUCUGUUGUCACUGCUUGCCACUAUUGUGUUGAACAUGGAUACGUUGAGGAAUCAAGCUACGAAUAUUACGAAGGUUGGAUAGCAAAAUGUUACGAAGCAAGGUCUAGCUCAAUUCCAAGUAGCAUUAAUACCCAGUGUAUUUGUGACGUUAGUGAUAUUACUGAUGACAAUUGCAGUGAUAUGUGUGGCACUGCUGAAGAUUAUUCAGUAAAUUUAGUAAGUUUGCUUGCUUGUGGAGUUGUCGAUAAUGUUGUUAAAAGAAAUGUGGUUGGCUGUCUAUUAUGUGGUACUGUCUCAAGUUCUGCUAAUACUUAUUGCGAUUCCUUCUUGACUCUACUGGUGUGUCUCAUUGGUGGUGUAGUAGAACUCUUGUCAGGCAUUUUGGAUGUGAUAGGAACUUUGUUAACUACUGUAUUGUCAGUUGUUACAGGGUUGUUGGCGGAAUGCAAUUUUGAUACAGAAAAUUUGUGCACAAUGGAGACAUGUACAUUAGAUGGAUUAGAUACAGACACUUGUAACUCAUAUUGUUCAACUACACAAACAUGGAUAUCAGGAAGUGAAUUAAGUGGUAAAUCGUGCAGCGAUCUAUCAUUGUCAGAGAAACAAGUUAUUGGAGGAUGUUUAAUGUGUGGCUCAAUUAUUGGAUAUGAAACAACAAACGACAUCCAAACAGACGUGAGUGGAUUUUUGAGUACGUCUUGUAUUGAGGAAUUGCAAAAUGCUGUGUGUAAUGGAGAUUAUGUUGAAUCUUUAUCUGAAUCGUCCGAGGAAGCAGUGGCAGAUGCAUCAUCUUCAUCUGAAGCUGCUGCUGAUGAAGCUUCUUCCUCAUCUGAGGACGCUGCUGAUGAUGCUUCUUCUUCAUCUGAAGCUGCUGCUGAUGAAGCUUCUUCUUCUUCUGAAGACGCAGCUGAUGACAAAGCUUCAUCGUCAUCUGAAGCUGCUGCUGACAACGCAUCUUCUUCUUCCGAGGAUGCUGCUGAUGAUGCAUCUUCUUCAUCUGAAGCUGCUGCUGAUGAAGCUUCUUCCUCAUCUGAGGACGCUGCUGAUGAUGCAUCUUCUUCAUCUGAAGCUGCUGCUGAUGAAGCUUCUUCCUCAUCUGAGGACGCUGCUGAUGAUGCAUCUUCUUCAUCUGAAGCUGCUGCUGAUGAAGCUUCUUCCUCAUCUGAGGACGCUGCUGCUGAUGCUUCUUCUUCAUCUGAAGCUGCAGCUGACAACGCAUCUUCUUCUUCCGAGGAUGCUGCUGAUGAUGCAUCUUCUUCAUCUGAAGCUGCUGCUGAUGAAGCUUCUUCCUCAUCUGAGGAUGCUGCUGAUGAUGCUUCUUCUUCGUCUGAAGCUGCUGCUGACAACGCAUCUUCUUCUUCCGAGGACGCCGCUGAUGAUGCUUCUUCUUCAUCUGAAGCUGCUGCUGAUGAAGCUUCUUCUUCUUCUGAAGACGCAGCUGAUGACAAAGCUUCAUCGUCAUCUGAAGCUGCUGCUGAUGAAGCUUCUUCUUCUUCCGAGGAUGCUGCUGAUGAUGCUUCUUCUUCAUCUGAAGCUGCUGCUGACAACGCAUCUUCUUCCUCUGAGGACGCUGCUGAUGAUGCUUCUUCUUCAUCUGAAGCUGCUGCUGACAACGCAUCUUCUUCUUCCGAGGAUGCUGCUGAUGAUGCUUCUUCUUCAUCUGAAGCUGCUGCUGAUGAAGCUUCUUCUUCUUCUGAAGACGCAGCUGAUGACAAAGCUUCAUCGUCAUCUGAAGCUGCUGCUGAUGAAGCUUCUUCUUCUUCCGAGGAUGCUGCUGAUGAUGCUUCUUCUUCAUCUGAAGCUGCUGCUGACAACGCAUCUUCUUCCUCUGAGGACGCUGCUGAUGAUGCUUCUUCUUCAUCUGAAGCUGCAGCUGAUGAAGCUUCUUCUUCUUCCGAGGAUGCUGCUGAUGAUGCAUCUUCUUCAUCUGAAGCUGCUGCUGAUGAAGCUUCUUCCUCAUCUGAGGACGCCGCUGAUGAAGCUUCUUCUUCAUCUGAAGCUGCUGCUGAUGAAGCUUCUUCUUCUUCUGAAGACGCAGCUGAUGACAAAGCUUCAUCGUCAUCUGAAGCUGCAGCUGAUGAAGCUUCUUCUUCUUCCGAGGACGCCGCUGAUGAUGCUUCUUCUUCAUCUGAAGCUGCUGCUGACAACGCAUCUUCUUCCUCUGAGGACGCUGCUGAUGAUGCUUCUUCUUCAUCUGAAGCUGCAGCUGAUGAAGCUUCUUCUUCUUCCGAGGAUGCUGCUGAUGAUGCAUCUUCUUCAUCUGAAGCUGCUGCUGAUGAAGCUUCUUCCUCAUCUGAGGACGCUGCUGAUGAUGCUUCUUCUUCAUCUGAAGCUGCUGCUGAUGAAGCUUCUUCUUCUUCUGAAGACGCAGCUGAUGACAAAGCUUCAUCGUCAUCUGAAGCUGCUGCUGACAACGCAUCUUCUUCUUCCGAGGAUGCUGCUGAUGAUGCAUCUUCUUCAUCUGAAGCUGCUGCUGACAACGCAUCUUCUUCCUCUGAGGACGCUGCUGAUGAUGCUUCUUCUUCAUCUGAAGCUGCUGCUGAUGAAGCUUCUUCCUCAUCUGAGGAUGCUGCUGAUGAUGCUUCUUCUUCUUCUGAAGACGCAGCUGAUGACAAAGCUUCAUCGUCAUCUGAAGCUGCUGCUGAUGAAGCUUCUUCCUCAUCUGAAGCUGCUGCUGACAACGCAUCUUCUUCUUCCGAGGAUGCUGCUGACGAUGCUUCUUCUUCAUCUGAAGCUGCUGCUGAUGAAGCUUCUUCUUCUUCUGAAGACGCAGCUGAUGACAAAGCUUCAUCGUCAUCUGAAGCUGCUGCUGAUGAAGCUUCUUCCUCAUCUGAGGAUGCUGCUGACGAUGCUUCUUCUUCAUCUGAAGCUGCUGCUGAUGAAGCUUCUUCCUCAUCUGAGGAUGCUGCUGAUGAUGCUUCUUCUUCGUCUGAAGCUGCUGCUGACAACGCAUCUUCUUCUUCCGAGGAUGCUGCUGACGAUGCUUCUUCUUCAUCUGAAGCUGCUGCUGAUGAAGCUUCUUCUUCUUCUGAAGACGCAGCUGAUGACAAAGCUUCAUCGUCAUCUGAAGCUGCUGCUGAUGAAGCUUCUUCCUCAUCUGAAGCUGCUGCUGACAACGCAUCUUCUUCUUCCGAGGACGCCGCUGAUGAUGCUUCUUCUUCAUCUGAAGCUGCUGCUGAUGAAGCUUCUUCUUCUUCUGAAGACGCAGCUGAUGACAAAGCUUCAUCGUCAUCUGAAGCUGCUGCUGAUGAAGCUUCUUCCUCAUCUGAAGCUGCUGCUGACAACGCAUCUUCUUCUUCCGAGGACGCCGCUGAUGAUGCUUCUUCUUCAUCUGAAGCUGCUGCUGAUGAAGCUUCUUUUUCUUCUGAAGACGCAGCUGAUGACAAAGCUUCAUCGUCAUCUGAAGCUGCUGCUGAUGAAGCUUCUUCUUCUUCCGAGGACGCCGCUGAUGAUGCUUCUUCUUCAUCUGAAGCUGCUGCUGAUGAAGCUUCUUCUUCUUCCGAGGACGCAGCUGAUGACAAAGCUUCAUUGUCAUCUGAAGCUGCCGCUGACAACGCAUCUUCUUCCUCCGAGGACGCCGCUGAUGAUGCUUCUUCUUCAUCUGAAGCUGCCGCUGACAACGCAUCUUCUUCCUCCGAGGAUGCUGCUGAUGAUGCUUCUUCUUCAUCUGAAGCUGCUGCUGAAGAUGCUUUUGAUGACGAGGCUUCUUCUUCAUCUGAAGCUGCUGCCGAUGAUGCUUCUUCCUCGGAGGCUGCUGCUGAAGAUGCUUUUGAUGACGAGGCUUCUUCUUCAUCUGAAGCUGCUGCCGAUGAUGCUUCUUCCUCGGAGGCUGCUGCUGAAGAUGCUUUUGAUGACGAGGCUUCUUCUUCAUCUGAAGCUGCUGCCGAUAAUGCUUCUUCUUCAUCUGAGGAUGCUGCCGAUGAUGCUUCUUCCUCGGAGGCUGCUGCUGAAGAUGCUUUUGAUGACGAGGCUUCUUCUUCUUCUGAAGCUGCUGCUGAUGAAGUUCCAUUUUCUUCUGAAUCCAAUUUUGAAUCCUCUUCAACUUCUGAAUUAACUUUUGUUUCUGAGUCCCAUUUUGCUUCUGAAUUUGUUUCUGAAUCUGAAUCUGUUUCUAAGUCUUUUGAGAGUUCUUCACUUUUGACUUCAACUUUUCCUUUUACUUCAUCAACAAAACCUUCUUGGAAUUCUACGUUUACAACUUCAGUUUCUGCUUCUAGUACUUCUAGUGUUGGUUCUCAUUCAUCUGAUUCUAUCAUUACAUCUUCUGCCACAUCCACAUCUUUUACAAGGUACACUACUGUCAUUGGAUCUCAAACUCUCACUGUCACUAUUCCUUGUAAUGAUUGCAGUGCUAUUACUUCAACUAGUCUAUCCUCUAAGCCCGGUACUUAUAGCACUGUUAUUGGUGAAGAGACUAACAGCCUCACAGAGCCUUGUGAUACAUGUACCAUUACUAAAUCCACCGACUCCACUAUCACUUCAACAGGCUCUCACACUGAACUCACUACUUAUACUACUGUCAUUGGUUCUCAGACUCUCACUGCUACUAUUCCUUGUGAUGAUUGUGCCGCUACUACUUCGUCAAGUUUUUACUCUAAAUACACAACAUAUACCACUGUUAAUGGUAAUGAGGACACCACGGUCACUGAGCCCAGCAAUUAUAUUACAUCGCAACUUGGCACAGUUACUUCUUCGAUUGUCCCAGGUUUUACAACUACCAAUGUUGGCACUACCUUUACCGUUACUGAAUCUUCUCAGACUCAGGUUGUUUUAGGUUCAGAGUCUUCUUUGUUUACCAUUCGGACAAAUAGUGUUCCAACCAAAGUCACUACUUCUUCAGGUUCCGAAACUGCUAUCAAUAUUCAUGAACAAUCAACAGAAAUUAAAAUUCCAUCUGAAACGGCCUUGUCUUCCCAUGAGUCUUCAUCUUUUAUAACAUUUUCUUCAGUUAAUGGAAAGACUACAGUUGUUACUGUUUCACAGGAAUCCUCUUCUGUUAUUUCAUCCGCUGCUUCAGUUUCUAGCAUCUCUGUUAAUUUUGAUGUUGACUCAGUUUCGAGUUUUUACACUAGUGCAGUUUCUGACAUUGUUUCAAACUCAGCAUCUUCACUUUUUGUUUCAGCUAUUAGUCAAAGUGAACAAUCAUUUAUUAAUACUAAGUCUUACCACUCCAAUGUUGUACCAUUAACUUCUUCAAUAGCUGAAGCUCAACCAAGCAGCAGUUCUUUUGUUGCAACUAAUAACCUUAUUUCUGAAACUUCUUCAUUUACUCAUCAAUCAGAGACUGAGUCACCUUCUGUACAGAAAUCAACAUCUGUUUCUUCUCAGACUGGUGCUGGCGCUGGUUCUGAAAGUUUGUUUCCUUUUGAGACUUUUACACCUAAAAAGUCAUCUUCAUCUGGCCUUGAUGCCUCCUCGUCCCCAAGUUUUCAAGUUUCUUCAUCUGUUGCAUCAUCUCUUUAUAUCUCAGGUAGUUCUUUAUUGCCUGAAUCUUCGGAGAUGUCAUCUUUCAAAUCUAAGGUGUUAUCGUCGUCUCAAACCACCUAUAAUACUAUUGUAAAUGAAGCUUUCACUCCUUCAUUUACUAAUGGUUUUGUUGAAAGUUACACUACAACUGAGUCGGUUAGUUUCUCUUCUUUUACUUCGGAAUCUCAGCCCCCAGUUGCUUUGGUAAGCACUCAAAACACACUUCCUCUCGUUUCUUCCUCCCUGCCGUCUCAAUACCAGCCUAGUUCUAGCUCAAGUGCAAUUGAACAGGUUAAUUCGGCCCAUACAGUUAUCAUGCCCAAGCAUGGUAUUUUGGUUCUUUUUGCAAUUUUUCUCUUUUUAAUGAUGUGA
This is a messenger RNA of Magnusiomyces paraingens, 6045 nucleotides long. RefSeq lists its product as uncharacterized. NCBI's taxonomy places the organism in Eukaryota, Fungi, Ascomycota, Dipodascomycetes, Dipodascales, Dipodascaceae. The transcript has a single exon. The record is from RefSeq and is a predicted model, not a curated record. Bases 1 to 6045 code for a protein of 2014 amino acids.